UGAUGUUGUUUCAAAUGCACAGAUGGGUGGCAACUACAAACCAAAUCUCAGCGCUAGCAGUGUUCCUAUGCUCGUCCAGAAAGUAUAUGGUCUUUCAGUAAUUGUUGUACAAGAGUUGAAAAGUUAUGAUGACCAAAACUUUCUCGUCGAAGAAGUGCCAGGCUCGUCUCUGCCUUCAGAUAGUCAAUUUGCAAGUUCACAUCGCUAUGUCUUGAAAAUUCUCAACGCGUUCGACUCGAGAAAGCCAGCAGUUGCAGAAAUCCAGACUGAAGUCAUCUUGCAUGCUAAAAGAGCUGACAUUCCUACACCGGAUGUUAUUCCAACAACAAAUGGUAAUUAUCAGUUACUGCUGAGCCUGCCCAAAUCAGGAUUUGAAGAUGCCGAGAUGGAGAAAUACGUUGUUCGUCUUUUUGUUUUCAUGCCAGAUGAAACCCUAGACCAGGUAGCUUUGAGCCAUCAGCUCUGUUAUGAAGUUGGCUGGUUGGCUGGAAAGCUAGAUUCUGUUUUACAGGAUUUUUCAAAAGCAGAAAAUUCUGUGAUAGCUUCAAUGUCACGUGGCUGGAAUAUGUCCCAUAUACCUGAACUGAGAGGUAAACUGCACAUUGUAAGAUGUCCAGAACAACGAAGGAUCAUUGGAGAAAUAAUUGAUAAGUUUGAGACAUCAGUCUUAUCUGCUCAAGACAAGUUUUCUAAAGGUCUCAUUCAUAGCGAUUUCAAUGAAUGCAACAUCUUGGUCAGCCAGAAUUUUUCAAGUGUGCCAGUUAAACCAAGUGAGGUUUGCAGAGAACUAGAACACACAACUUCAGUAGACAACAAUGAUGUUGGUGCCACCGAACAGAACUUCUGUCUUGACCAAAUGCAGAAAAAUGUUGCUGCAAAGUUUAAGUGCAGGAUAUUAACUAGCGACAAUGCUCACUCUUUGGACACUAAACCAUGGCAUGUCAGUGGUAUCAUCGACUUUGGUGACACAACGUUUUCUCUCUACAUAUUUGAAGUUGCAAUUGCAAUUGUCUAUAUAAUGCUUAAUAAGCAUGGGGUUCCAGCGAUGGAGGCAGCCAGUUUUUUUCUGUCAGGAUACCUGCAGCAUAUCAGUUUAACUGAUUUUGAGAUCAAACAUUUGAAAUUAUGUGUGUGCGCCAGGUUUGCACAAUCUUUAGUCCUUGGCUAUUUUUCAAUAACCAGUGACCCUGGGAAUGAAUACACUCUUACACAUGCAGAAAGAGUUUGGCCAGUUUUGAAAUAUCUGUGGGAUAUGCCAGAUGAGCUUGCAUUUGUGCAAUUAAUGGAGCAGGUCACCAGUAAACUGUAG
Molecule: messenger RNA, 1309 nt
Organism: Candidula unifasciata
Lineage: Eukaryota; Metazoa; Mollusca; Gastropoda; Stylommatophora; Geomitridae
Source: the annotation of a GenBank genome assembly